This is a messenger RNA of Huiozyma naganishii CBS 8797, 2847 nucleotides long. RefSeq names its product oleate-activated transcription factor PIP2 (gene PIP2). The transcript has a single exon. Bases 1 to 2847 code for a protein of 948 amino acids. Gene Ontology annotation, biological process: positive regulation of transcription by RNA polymerase II. The record is from RefSeq and is a predicted model, not a curated record. Gene Ontology annotation, cellular component: nucleus. Lineage: Eukaryota; Fungi; Ascomycota; Saccharomycetes; Saccharomycetales; Saccharomycetaceae. Gene Ontology annotation, molecular function: DNA-binding transcription factor activity, RNA polymerase II-specific; zinc ion binding.
AUGACGGAUCGUGCAGUGACGGGACCGGAUGUUGUUGUCAAGGCUCCCUCUCAAAAACGGAAGAGGAACAGACUUUCUUACGUUUGCAAGGCUUGCAGGACUGCUAAGGCAAAAUGCGACAAAGAGAAACCGCAGUGCGGCAGAUGCUAUAAGCUUGGGGUCGAGUGUGUGUACGAUACAAUCAUACAGACGGGCCCGAAGUACUCGACUAAGGAGACCAAGAUACGCAUUCUAGAGAACGAGUUGGACUACUGGCAGAAGAAGACCAAAGAGUUAUUCAAAGAACAAGAGGAUUCCAUUCUGAAAAGAUCCAAAAACGUGCAGAAGGGGCCACAGGAGUCUGUUGCCGGGAGUAAUCGGUUGGCUUGGCUAGAACCCGUCUUGAUGGCGGCGCCGACAGACCGUUCGUCACUCGCUGCAGAUCCAUUUUUCCAACUCCAUGUGAACGUUUGUAACACGAAUCCAAGGCUAAUUAUGUCCCGGGUGAUGAAACGGGAGGUCAAUCCUCUGUCGGAGAACUACCUGAUCAUUAACGAUACUUUUUUUGCCGCGCUGCUGGUGUCCCUUUUUAUGAACUUGAGCAGUAAAAGGGAAUGCAAUUCGGGAAAUAUCAUUAUAUCUGCGCUGACGGCCGACUUGUCAAUAUCUAGGACGCACUCGGAUGUGACGCAGAGUGUUACGAGGUUGAAGAACGUAACGUUACAACAAAGCGACCCGAAGGACACAGCUAAGAUCAAUGAAUUUUUCGACCGGCUGUUCCAGAUAACGGACCCAAAUUCUAACGUGAAAAUGAAGACGUUGAUGGAGUCCCUGAAAAGCACCACGGAAAAUGCGUACUUAGAGGAUCACUGCACAAAUGACUACUCUGAUCUGCUAAAGAGCUUUAUCAAGAGUUUUGAGACUUUAUUACCGCCAAUGAACAUUAUAGAGGAUUACAAGAACCAUUUUUACGAGAGUAUCUACGCGAUGCUGCCGUUCUUAGAGAUUGACAUGUUUGAGGAGGUCAUUAGCGGGAUAAUACGACGGGACCCCAAAGAUAGUAGCAAAAUCUCCAUUUCGUUGGGUCAAACGGAACUGCGGAACAAAAUCGAAAACCUGUGUCUGCUGGCAUGCAUCUUGAAAGUUUCGUACAUGUCUCUCAGUAUGACCGAGAUGAGUAGCUUUCCAGACGGGCCACCCCCCUUUGACCCUCAAAUUUUGCAAGAGCACCCUAUCAGUAGCGAUCUGAUUACACUGGUGCUGCGAUGCAUUUCGAGUGAGAAUUGGGGGGCAUGUCCGAAUGAAAACAUCAUCUCGAAUCUUUUGUACGUGUGGGCCUUUUUCGUGUUUUCCCCCGAUGAGGGUGAUUUUUUCGUUGAUGCUCCCACAGAUAUCCUGGGGGACACCGUAAUUAUGUUAUCAACUGCAGUUGGCCUACAUCGAGAUCCCUCAGACUAUACUUCUCUGCGACAGUACUUGGACAAAAGAUUGUUGAACCACAGGCGGCUUCUGUGGCUAUCUGUGAUAUCCAUGUCUGUGUUUGAGUCUGUGUUGAAGGGUCGUAGAAUAUACUCGAACCGGUUAUUGGACACGUUUAUUGACAUAAAUUCGGGGGACGCAUUUGCCGAUUACAUGGACAGGGUAGAAAGAGAUCUCCCUGAGAAUUGUAAGACAAGGAUGUUUCUGUUGAAUUUGCACGAGAUGGUGUACCGUAGGACAUAUUUGGCGCUGCUACACCAGGAUUUGAACGACCUGACGAUGACAUACAGUUCUUCGAUCCCGCUUUGGAAGAUCGAAAAUGCAAUGAGCAAAAUUGACGAUUUCAACAGGGAGAAUAUGGCGUCUAAAGCUGUGAGCCUGUCUGAAUUGGGCGAGUCCCCCGAGGAUAUGUUGAACCAGAUGUUUAUUAUCACGACGCGGCCGACUUUGUUGUUCAUUGGUAAGAUAAUUAGCGAUGUGUUGGAGUUGCGUACUACGUAUGCGUUGAUGCUACAUUUUGAGCAAAAAUGUCACAGGGACGGCACGUCACACCUGAAGUACUACUUCCGAUAUUUCAAGCUGACUGUGAAGAAUGCGAUCAAAUUAGCUCACAUGUACGAGCAGUACUACCACCCAGAGGACCCGAAGGAUGCGUUGAGUCCGAUGACGCGGUACUACCUAUCCAAGUUUUUCCAGAUGUCGAUAUCUUCUGCGAUGUUCACGUUACUUGUGUUGAGUAUGCGGACUGAAUUGACGGAACACUUGUUCCAACGGGACCCCUCGAUGGCGGAUGAAGUGUGUGAUAUCAUAGAGACGAUCACGCAGUUGAAGAAAGUGAAUCACGUCUUGCAAGUGGUUCUUACACGGAUAUACCAUUUGGGCACAGAGAAUUUGCGAUACUCUUACUUUUCGAUCUUCAAGAUGUUUGCGAUGUACGACUUGAUCUUGCAACGGAUCAACAGUGGGCAACUGUGGUCUGGAUUGUUCCGCGAGAUUAACGGUACGGAGAUAGACCCGCGGAUCAGUAAGUUUCUGAGCAUGUCGUUCAAUGUCGAGUGGAACCUGGGCAGUGCGCACGGUGUGAAGUUAAUUGACGCGCUAAAGUCGCGGAACCAUUGUAUUGGGAUCCCCGUGGGGGACUUAAUCGAUUUUAUACAGGAGUUGGAGUCUAUGCCCGAGUAUAUGGAGAUGGCGCGACACGUGGAGCUCUCCGUGGACGGGUUGUUCCCGAUGGACCCCUCGAACUCGCUUUCCCCGCAGGACGUUUCUGGCACGUUGGGGGGGACACCACCAACUGGUGGAGAGGCGAACCUUUCGAGGAACUUGACGAGUACAUUUGGUAAUUUGGAUAUCUUCAACUACGACUUCUUCUUCCAUAACGAUGAGUAG